Scatophagus argus is the source of this 3754-nucleotide messenger RNA. It is a transcript of the gene gucy2g, whose product is annotated as guanylate cyclase 2g. Gene Ontology annotation, molecular function: peptide receptor activity; ATP binding; guanylate cyclase activity. The transcript is spliced from 22 exons. The record is from RefSeq and is a predicted model, not a curated record. The coding region runs from base 1 to 3393 and encodes 1130 amino acids. Gene Ontology annotation, cellular component: membrane. NCBI's taxonomy places the organism in Eukaryota, Metazoa, Chordata, Actinopteri, Scatophagidae. Gene Ontology annotation, biological process: protein phosphorylation; receptor guanylyl cyclase signaling pathway; cGMP biosynthetic process.
AUGCGAGUGAUGUUGAGGGCAGUAUGUAUCUCCAGCAAGAGGCACACAUUUGUGCUUCACUUCACACUUGUGUUAACUGCUGCUGCUGUCAUCAAUAACAGCAACAAUGGGUCUCAACCUCACAAGCUGAUCAUUGGCUUCCAGGCUCCCUGGAAUAUGUCCUUGCCCUUCAGUGCCCUGAGGUUGGGCUCAGCCAUGCAGAUAGCCGUGGAGAAGGUAAACACCAAUCCCUCUUUCCUGGGGAACUACAGUUUGGAUUUUGUGUACAUAGAUACAGACUGCAAUCCCAAAGUUUCCCUGGGAGGAUUCAUUCAGCAGGUGUGGAAAGAAAAUGUGUCUGCACUGUUUGGUCCAGCAUGUCCUGAAGAAGCCGAGGUCACUGGUCUUAUUGCAUCCACAUGGAACAUCCCCAUGUUCGGCUUUGUGGGACAAUCCUCCAAAAUGGACAACAACGAUAUCUAUGACUCCUACAUCAAAAUUGUGCCCCCUCUUAAAAGAAGCUCGGAGGUCUUGGUGAAGACCUUGGAGUUCUUCGGGUGGAAUCACAUAGCGAUGAUUGGAGGGGGAUUAGAGUCAAACACUUGGGACAAAGUUGACGCUUUGUGGAAAACCAUUGAGAUUCCGCUCAGAUCCAAAUUCAAACUGGCUACUGCGGUCAAGUUUGAUACCAGCAACCCUCAGCUUGUUCAUCGGAAUAUUAAAUACAUCGCAACAGUCAGCAGAGUGAUUGUGGUGCUAACGAACAAAGAGGACUCUAUGGCUCUGCUGCUGGAGGCUGAGAGACAGGGUCUGAUGAACGGCAAUUACGUGUUCUUCCUCGUGCAGCAUUUUGAGGUCAGUGGCAGUGUGGAUAACUUGUGGAAACACGCCCUGAACAGCAGGCUUAACCGAGAUGCCAUCAGAGCUUUUGACAUGGUCUUUAUCAUUGGCCAGAAAUCCUAUGAAGGCUAUGAGUAUUAUGACUUCUUUGAACAAGUUUUUGAAAGACUGAAAGGGCAGCCAUUCUGGAGCAACCUGACAUCUGAAAGAGAGGUUAGCCCAUACUCUGCCUAUCUGCAUGAUGCAGUGCUUCUUUAUGCGAUGGGACUGAAGGAAGUCCUCAAAGAUGGCAAAGACCCUCACAACGGUCGGCAGCUGCUACACAGACUAAAAAAUAGAAACAGCAUCAGAUUUUAUGGUGCGUCUGGACUAGUUCACUUUGACGAAGACGGGGAGCGGAAUCUGGACUAUUCCAUUUAUGACCUGCAGCAUGUAGGUGACGUCACAAAGUUUGUACCCAUCCUGCAUUUUGACAGUCACACCAAAGCUGUCCGGCCAACUUCUAUGUUUGCUUCUGUGGUCUGGCCAAAAGGAAGACCCCCUUCUGAUAAACCAGAAUGUGGUUUCAACAACGAGCUCUGUGAAUGGCUGAUUAAUGACAUCGCCUUGCUGGCUCUGCUCGUGACCUUCCCUGCCAUGGGUGUGCUAGCAGUUGCGUGCAUCGGGGUCCUCAUUCUGCAGAAGUUUCGACUCCAGACGAGGCUCGAUGACUCCUGCUGGUGGCUGAUCAACUACAGCGACAUCACCAUCAUCAGGGAGUGCUCAGGAGUUCAGGGUUUAUCUCCAAGCACCACAGCCAGUCAAACUGGGAGCGGCGGCUCUCAGUCCACUUUCUCCAACAACAGCUAUGGCCUGAAGGACAAGACAGGGAGGGAACACAUCUACACCACCAUUGGUCUCUACCAGGGAAAUCAAGUGGCCAUCAAGUACAUCAAGACCCACAUUAGCAGUAACAUCCAGAAGCCUUCAGUUAUCGCAGAAUUCAACGUGUUGAAAGAGAUGAAACAUGAGAACUUGGUGCAGUUUUUUGGUGUUUGCAUCGAGCCACCGAACGUCUGUUUGGUCUUGCAGUACUGCAGGAAAGGCAGUCUGAAGGAUGUUCUGAGGGCUUCAGAUGUUGAGCUGGAUGGGAUGUUUAAGAUCUCCUUUGCUUAUGACAUUGUCAAUGGAAUGGAAUUUAUUCACAAAAGUAACCUGAGGUUUCAUGGGAACCUGAAGCCCAGCACGUGUCUGGUGGAUAGCCGACUACAGAUAAAACUCUCCGGCUUCGGACUGUGGGAGUUUAAAUACGGGAGCAAAAACAAGAUAAUCCCACUGGAAAAUUCCAAUUAUAACGAAAUGUACUGGACAGCCCCUGAGCUUCUGAGGCAAGUCGGUGUCCCCGUCAAUGGAACCCCCAAAGGUGAUGUCUACAGCUUUGCCAUCAUCUUGUGGGAACUCAUGUACAACUCUAAGGGUGGCCCAUAUCAGGACAUCAACCUGGAACCCAAAGAGAUUAUCAUGCAGCUGCGGACACCUUUCCAGGGAGAACCCCUCCGACCAGUGCUGUGCGAGCAGCUGUGUGAUGAGAAUAUCAACUCACUGCUGAGGGCCUGCUGGAGUGAAAACCCUGACCACCGACCACCUUUUGGGUCUAUAAGGAGACAGAUGAGGGACACCAGCCCAGACAGUCAUGCAAAUAUACUGGAUAAUAUGGUGGAAAAGUUGGAGAAAUAUGCAAAUCAUUUGGAGGAGGUGGUGGAGGAGAGGACCAAUCAGCUCACAGCAGAGAAGACCCGUGCAGACAAGCUUCUCUCCAGCAUGUUACCAAGGUACAUUGCAGAUCAACUGAUGGCAGGGAAAGCAGUGGAGCCGCAAAGCUAUGACAUCGUGACCAUCUUCUUCUCUGACAUUGUGGGCUUCACCUCCAUGUGCUCUGUCAGCUCUGCGAUGGAGGUGGUGACGUUCCUCAACGACCUCUACAGCCUCUUCGAUGACAUCAUCAGGAUGUACGAUGUCUACAAAGUGGAAACAAUUGGUGAUGCAUACAUGGUAGCCAGCGGUGUACCUAUCAGCAAUGGCAAUCAGCACGCUUUCGAAAUAUCUACAAUGGCUUUGCACUUCUUAAGUUCCAUCAAGGUCUUCAGAAUCCGCCAUAUGCCCGCUGAGAGUCUUGCAAUUCGCAUUGGGAUACACUCUGGUCCAGUGGUUGCUGGAGUGGUAGGCACCACGAUGCCUCGCUACUGUCUGUUUGGUGACACGGUCAACAUGGCCUCCCGCAUGGAAAGUAACAGCUUACCCCUGAAGAUUCACCUGUCUCAGAGCACUGCUGACAUUCUUGUCCAGGCUGGAUUGUUCGAGCUGGAGGAAAGAGGGGAAAUCGCAAUGAAGGGUAAAGGGAGUCAUAAGACCUACUGGCUGCUGAGCAAACAGGGAUUUAAUCCUCCUGUUAUUGCUCACAACCCUCAGCCAGCUGACAGUGUCAAAGUACAAACAGAGAAACUAGGAAUGACCAGAGGUGCUGAGAAAAAGGCCCAUAAAACCCUGACCAAAGCUCACAUGACCGAUGGCAUGAUGACUUCAGUGCACAUUUAAAGUGGACAUUAAGAGCAUAUUUGGAUAAGUUAACAGGAAUAUCUGGUCUCACCAAAUGCAACACAAGUUUCAAGUCCCCCCCACUUGUGAAGAGGAGGACUGGAGACAAAAAGGUGGACUGAAGAAACUGAAGUGGGGCUGCAAACGCUGACCCCAUUAGAAGCAAAUGGAGUCUGGAUUACAACACAUCAAACACCACAUGAUUCUGACUGCUUCUAAUCACAAGAAAGCUUGAGAAUUGCAGAUGUUUUUAUGAAAGAUAAAGAGAAAUCAGAUUGAGGUUUAACAGGGCAGUAUGCAAUCAAAAUGUCAUUUAAAUCUAUUUAAAUAAACACGAUUUGUAUCACUGGAGUCGAAUGAA